Passer domesticus (house sparrow) is the source of this 5235-nucleotide messenger RNA. RefSeq names its product UAP56-interacting factor-like. Gene Ontology annotation, molecular function: mRNA binding. Gene Ontology annotation, cellular component: nuclear speck. Gene Ontology annotation, biological process: mRNA export from nucleus. The coding region runs from base 2614 to 3900 and encodes 428 amino acids. Lineage: Eukaryota; Metazoa; Chordata; Aves; Passeriformes; Passeridae. The record is from RefSeq and is a predicted model, not a curated record. The transcript is spliced from 7 exons.
UGCUAAGUCACUCCCUAAAGAUUUUAGUGAUAUUUUGUAGAAGUAUCUUUGCAGUCUUAUAUUGGAGUGCCAAUCACAGAUCAGGACAGUGGGAUCACUGGGAGCAAUCCUGCCUCCCACCUUUGUGUUCUUGGUGACCACCACAGAGUCCCUUACAGAGGAUUGUUCUAAUUCAAAUCGUAAUGGUGAUAAAUGGCCUUAGCAAAUUGAUUUUUCUGUCAAAACCCACGGGCUUUGAUGUUCUCCCGCACUCAAGCAAUUACUGCACCCAGAGGCAAAUCCAAAAAAAUAUUUUUUCCCUAUUUCUUAAAUGGGAGAGCUUUUCUGUUAAUUUAUAUAAUUAUUCCUGCAUUUCAUAGGUUUUCAGGGAGUCUGAAUUCAGCCCUGCCAAGUGCAGAGACCUGCCAUGCUGUGUGGUGCUGAUUGUCAGUAGCAAUUUGGGGAAGCUCAGCAUGACUGGGAAUUUAGCCCAUAAUUCAUCAGGGGCUCAGUUCACUUUGGUCCCUGCUGAAAUGCAGUCCCUUCUGGGCUGAGAUGUGAUAACCAUUAUCAAAAUGAUGAUCUGAGGAGCCCAGCACUGUAAUGACAGAGGAGGGGGAAGGGUAUUAUGCUGAUUAAACCAGCAAGCAAAGUGCUGUUAAUCCCUCUUGGAAUAUGGCUUAAACCUUCUCCCUAGUGGGGGAAAGAUGAUUUUUAAUGACAAGAAAUUUGAAUUUCAAAUCUCCUUGGAAAAGAGUCUGUCAGACAUGGGAACUUGUGCCCAGACUGGACUGGCUGAGCAGAGGUGCCUUUUGGCCAUCCCAGGUGUGCUCAGAGCCAGGCUCUGAGCAGACACCCAAACAUGGGAUGUGUGUGUAGGGGUUCUUCCCCAGCUGCUGACGCUGGGGGGUUUUAUUGAAAUGUUCUUACAUUAUUAAAUAUCUGCCAGACCUUUUGCAGACAUGAAGCCUCCCAUGUGUCACACUUCAGGACACAGAUGACAGAGCGAGGCCUUGGUCCCCAGCUGGUGUGAUGGGGUCCCCCUUGGAGGCUGAUGGCUCUGUCAUGUGUUAUUUGUGUUGGGUGAGCUGUGCCUGAGUGCACUGCUGAGCACAGGGUCUCUAAUAGGAACAGACUGACAGGGACACGAUUUUCUAGUCAGGGCUGCCUUCUGCAGCAGUCCCUCCCAUUGCCCUGAUGGAGUAUCCAGGAAAGGCAGCUGAGCUCAGUCUGUUGUCCUCUCCAGGGUGUAGGAGAGCUGUGCAGCAAAGCUGGGUGUCCAGGUGGAGAGCAGCCCAGCAAACAGGCAAGAGAUUGGGACAGGCCCAGGGUAGGGGCUGAAGAGAAACAAGGCAGGGCAAAAACAGACAGGGGGAAUAGAAACAGGAGAAAAAAUCAAAGGGACAUUGACUACAGAAAGUCCACGUGCGGUCAAAAAGAAACAGUUUACUAAAAUGGAGUGUUUGUCACAAGAGGAACAUUUACAUAUCUGUACUUCUGCAAUGAGAGGGCAUUGUCUGCAAAGGAAAUAACAACUGUCCCCAGAGCUUGUGAACUGUGUUGUGUUUUUGUGCACGUUCCCAACCAGCACCUCUGGCCAUGGAACACAAAGCACCCCAACAUGGUGUUUGGUAUCUGCUUCCCAAGGGCCUGUCCUGGUGCCCUUCUGUUUUAGAGCCAGAGCAGCUCAAAUCAUCUUCAAGCAUGUUCCAGUGUAAGCAGCUCAGGCUGAUGCUGGCUGGCGUUACACCCUGAGGCUGGAGCCUUCAUUCAUUGUGGCAGUGGUGGCCCCUCAGAGAAUGCCACUGCUGCCUCAGAACACUUCAUUUCCAGUUGCUCCAAGGCAGUAUAAAUUGCUGUCACGUAGCAGUCGCUGUAAGAUCAAUAUAUGCACCUCACUGCUCUGUGCUUUGUGUCAGUGAGGUUCUGCUGUGAGAUCCAGGGUUUGAGUGCACUCCCAUUGCACUCUGCCAUGCACAGCUUAAUGCCUGAUUUAUUCACCCCCAAGGUGUGGGCACAUUUCACUGGUGUAGCAGCUGUUGGGGGGAAUGGGCUCAAAACAGAGGGGCUUCAGUGACUUUGCAGCUGGGGAUAACAAAGUGUGAAGCAGCAGUGAAGGAAACCACACAUCUACUGCUGUUUACCCUCUGUGUGCACUGAGAAGCAGAACAUCUGGUUAUAGGUAGUGGAGGUGUUUGGUGACUUGGACAUGCUUGAGCUCCCUGCCUUGGUACAGAGAUCAGAACACAGCAUGGUGGUGACCCUAUGCAGGCAAACCCUUGAUAAACUGGUGUGAAGGGCAGCCUGGUGAUUCUCCAGCAAUUGGCCAAGCUUAAUGGUGCUGGUGUCCAAGUGGCUGUGCUUAGGUGUUGCUUCAGGGAUCUGCUGCUUUGUGAGGUAACAGAAAAAAAAUUCCAUCUUGGCAUUCCAGCUGUGGGUUUGUGAUUGUUGCUGUUGUGCCUGUGUCAGUUCACACAGUGACUCAGAAAUUUGCUGUCUCAUUACGACUACAGAAUUUUAUUAUGUGGAGUAAUUAGAUUUGGAAGCACUGUGCUUCAGUCUGACAGGGCUUUCCUCUCGCUCAACACUUCAGCAGUCUUCAAAAUCAUCAGCAGGCUUCGGGGAGAAGGUUAAAUGCAGGACGAACAGCGGGUGUGUGUGUAUCAUAAAAGAGCAGCAGGAGACUUCUCCUUCGAUACGAGGAGCUAUGGACCUCACCGUUUCAGAAGAGGCUUUGGACAGCAGCAGUUCAGUCGGAGACAAUUCAGGAAUGCCCUGCCUGGUCACAAGAGGAGAGCAGCUGCUGCAUUCGAUGGAGUGAGCCCUUUAAAUCGCCCGGCGUCGGCUCAGGAGGGCACCAAGAGCAAUGCUUUUGACAAAAGCAGCAGCGGGCAGCAGGAGGAACAGCCACAGCCAUCUCCGGGCCCCAGGAGAUUCAGAGCAGGUGCUGCCAGCAUCCACUCCCCAGGGAGAAGCAGCAGGCCUUUCCUGCAGAACAGGGGACCAGCGUUCCAGCAGAAGCGGAUGCAGCAGUGGAACUUCAAAGCCCGCUUCCAGAGAGGGCAGAUGGAUUCUCAAGGAGAAGGGAAACCGCCAAAGAUGAGAAGGUGGCAAGUGAAACCCAGCCCGGGAGCAAUUCUGACGGUUUCCGUGGUUAAUCCCCAGGCGGGCCAGCCCAGUCUGCCUGGAUCCAAGCACCCAUUCCUGCGAAGCCAGAGACCCCCAGCACAGGUGGCCAAGCCCCAGCCCAAGGGGGUGCUGCUGAGGUUCAACUUCCGCGCCAUGGCCAACCAGGUAGAGGAUUGUCGACAGGACAGGAGGCACCUGGCUCCCUGCAGCAGCCCUGCCACUGAGCUGUUAACGUCACACUCAGGUUUCUGGGGCUGCCAGCUGGGUUUAUCUAACACAGCCUGGGAGGAAAGUCCCGUAGCUGUGUUGGCCAGGUUGCUCACAAAACUGAAGGCACUUGAGAAGACUGUUCAGCAACUACAGACUCAGCCCAGUUUUCCCCACUCUGAUGGCCUGUCUUGGCCUGUCCAUGUGCUUGCUUGGAGCAGGGAGGUCCUGCUGAUGAGUAGUCGUGGCCAGAGGGGACUGUUUCACUGUCAGUGCUUCCCAUUCCUCAGAGACACGUGGCACUUCUGGGCUUUGCUCGCUCUUUGCUUUGGUGCCCUUCUUGGUGUCACAUUUUACACUGAAGUAUGGUCCAAGAGCCCUGGGGCAGCUGAGAAAUCCUGUUCCACCUUCUUCAUUGCCGGCGUUUCUUGUCUGGACGGUUUGGUUUUACCUGAUGCCUUGUGCUCAAAUGCCAUCUGCUUGCUCCUGUUCUUGCCGAGGACGCCCUGUGUCUUGGGGCUGGGAGCUGCUUGGAGGUUUUCCAGCCGCACACAGUCUGUCGAGCUCCCUGUCUCUGUGUGCUGAGUGGUUUAAUUGACUAACCAGCUGUGAAUCACCAGCCUGACUGAUGGGCUCUAAUCAAUACCCUGCUACAAGUUUGGCUGUGCUUUGCCACGAGACAGGGGACUGACUCGCUCUCGCUUUCCCCUGCAGACCAGCCUGACGCUGGAUGAGAGGUUCUCUGGUCUGAGGAAUAAGAGGCGCUUUACAGCAGCCAGGAGCGCCGGACGGACGGUCACCAUGCCUUAGGACCGCGUGCUCGUCACAGGGACUGCCUGUGACAGUCCAGGCUCCAUGACAAGGCCUCAAUAAAAGUUGCUAGAUUCCCUUUGAGAUAGCUGAUUUGGCAAUGUGCUGUCUCCUUCCUUACACACAGAGUGCAUGAGUGAUUGAGGGCAGGGAUUAGGCAGGAUGAGAGUUUACCAGAGCACAAGGCAGGUGGGACAGGGGCGGGGUGGUGGAGGAGGAUGAGCAGAGAUGGAUUUGCUGGGAGAGCUCUGCUGGGAAGCUGUAGGGCUGGCACCAGCCCUGUCCCCCUGCCAGGGCACCCUGUGCUGAGCAGGGUGAUGGCUGACAGCGGGAGGGUGUCCCACAGAGACUUCUCUACAUUGUCUGUGGGUGGGAGGGUUUGAGGAUGAUGUGCCUGCCCACACGUGAGACAGAGGAAAGUGGGGAUGGUGCAGCUGCCCGCAAUCACCAACAUCCACCCAGCUGCCCAAGUUGUGCUUGCAGGCAUCCCUGCCCAGAGGUUUGCAGUGUAAGACCCCUCCACCUUGAAAAUCUGUUGCUUUGCCCUGGCAGUCAGGCCUGAGCACCUUGCAUUUCUCUGUGGAUUGCUGUGCUGUUCUGACUGCUGCUGCAGGGCUGGGGUGAGAUGGGCCAUGCCAUGCUGCUGGAGUAACUGUCCCCAGCACGGAGCAAGACAGGCUGCCCCAGCCCAGAUCACAUUUUCCAGUGCUGAGUAGUUCUGCAUUAGGGUUUUUGUAGUUGCAGCUCCACCCAUGCUCAAAGCAGCAGCAUAAUCAAACCAGCAGCAGCACUCUGAUAAACAUUGGGUGAGAUGUUAAUGAGCUGGGUUUAGACAUUUGUUAAUGAAGCCCUGCAUCAACCCUGAGUAACUGCUCCAUUCUCCAACCACUGCUGGAACCCAGCACUGAACAUGCUGGACACAGCCUGUUUCUGGGCUCUAAGCUGUACUUAUAACAGGAAAUAUUCGAUAGACUGCUUUACUUUUUACACUGAGCAUCUUUAACAAGAGACUGGACUUGGCAUUGGUUUUAUAGGAAUGUGUGAAAUGUUAGUUGACGAAGCAGUGAUGUAUGAGUCCAGUGCACUGAAUAAAAAACUUAACUUGUCAAA